This is a messenger RNA of Ooceraea biroi (clonal raider ant), 1748 nucleotides long. RefSeq names its product THUMP domain-containing protein 3. Gene Ontology annotation, biological process: tRNA methylation. Lineage: Eukaryota; Metazoa; Arthropoda; Insecta; Hymenoptera; Formicidae. Gene Ontology annotation, molecular function: tRNA (guanine) methyltransferase activity; RNA binding. The record is from RefSeq and is a predicted model, not a curated record.
AACAUUAUUACUAAAAAACUGCGCGAAUUAAAAUCGCGAAUAAAAAUGCGAAUCACGAGAAUCGCACUUUGAAUCCUUAUCGCCGGUCGCAGAAUCACGUGUGUAUUGUAUUAUUGUAUAUGGCGGUAGCAGUAGCGUAGAACAGUUCUCAAGCAUCGGUUGUGUCACAAAAUAAUCGUUCACCAUGAGUGUUAGCGACUUGAACGAGUCAAGCAUAUCUGAUCUCUUUGAAGAGCAUAUGAAGAAUCCCAAUAUCCUCAUGAUCGGCACCACCGUGGCCACAGGUUUCGAAUGGGAGGCGAUCGACGAGUGCAGGGAGAAACUGCAGAAGCAUUUGCGGGUGGUCAAGGGGCGUGGAAAGGUUUACUUCAACAUAGACUGGGACCAGUUCGCAAAAGUCCAAGAGAUGCGAUCUAUAGACAACAUAUACAUAGUAGCUGACACAGCACGGUACAGUUUUGGCCAAAGCAAAGAGAGCAAAAAAGCUGACUUGGAACUGUUCGUAGACUCGGUGAACAAAAGUACGAACUUGUCCAAGGGUCUUGACGCGUGGAAGCGUGCAACGAAUUUCAAGGGGAAGCUCUACCCUACAAUCGAAGAGUACAACGUAGCUAAGGAACAGGCUCUUGCUGCGAAAACAGAGGUGUCAGAGAUAGACAAUGAGAAGAAAGAGGAAGAAGAACCGAAAUCCGAGUCUAAGGAAAAAGAUGCACCAGACGCACGUAAGAAGAAAAAAAGGGGACAAGACCCUUCUGAAUCUAAGGAAGAUGACAUACUUAAGUACAGAGUAACCUGCGAGAGGACUGGCGAGCAUUCGUUCGAGUCAAACGACGUCGCCAAGGUUGUCGGAGGAGAAUUGCAAGAGAAGUAUCACUGGAUCGUUGAUUUGUGCACGUAUCAUCUGGAGAUCGUCUGCAAAUUGAUGCAAAAUUUCAUGCUAACGCACUUACGUGUCACGCACGAAUCCAAGCAUCGCAGGAACAUUGAAAACUUUGGACCAACCACUCUCAGGUCAACUAUAUGUUAUAACCUGCUAAGACUAGCGCAUCCUAAGCCAGGAGAUUUAAUAGUCGAUCCUAUGUGCGGCGGAGGCUCGAUUCCCAUAGAGGCGGCGCUAGCCUAUCCGCAAUCACACGUCUUGUGCGGAGACAAUCAUCCCAAAGCUGUGAACAGGGCACAAUCCAAUGCCUCGGUGGUUGGAUGCGAAGUAGGUCUCGUGCAAUGGAACGCUUCGAAACUGCCAUUUAAAGACUCCUUCGUCGACAUCAUCGUUACCGAUAUGCCUUUCGGUAAGAGAAGCGGCACUAAAUCGGACAACAGAGUGCUUUACAAGCAGUUCCUGCUGGAGCUCGGGCGAGUGGUGAAGUUAUCGUCUGGACGAAUAGUUCUCCUGACUUACGACAGAAAUAGUUUCAAGCAAGCACUGCAGACAGCCGGUGACCUGUUCUGGGUGAAGAAAACGGUUGGCGCGAACAUCGGAGGUCUGCAAGCGGUAGUUUACGUUCUCAGCCGCACUCACGUAUCUCACCACGGCUUCAAACCGCGCGUCGUUAAGCAGUACAAUCGUCCGAAAGCCUAGAAACGAGCUCAACGACCAAUCGAUUGAAUCGAUUAAAAGACUUGCUUGACCAAUGAAACAACAGAAUCCAUAACGGAAGUUAUUUUCAUAAGUGUUGUGUUCAUAAUAUUUAUAUUUUUCUACGAAAGAGUUAAUAUAAAGUUUCUUUAUACAAGUUUAUUAUAACAGA